Molecule: messenger RNA, 742 nt
Organism: Spirometra erinaceieuropaei
Lineage: Eukaryota; Metazoa; Platyhelminthes; Cestoda; Diphyllobothriidea; Diphyllobothriidae
Source: the annotation of a GenBank genome assembly
AUGCUGGGAUCACAUCCUCUGCGCGCUGACCGUGGCACGCAGACGCAAGACUCACGGUCGAAACAACCAAACAAGAAACCAAACCUCCCUCCUCCCCGUCGCCCAACACCAGAGGCUCGCUCGGACAGCCUGGAAUGUCCGUUCAAGUUUGGACAAUCCGAGAAGCAACCGACCGAAACGGAGGACGGCGCUAGUGGCUCGGGAACUGGUGCAUUACAGGGUGAAUAUCGCCGCACUCAGCGAGACCCGGUUGUCCGAACAAGGUCAGCUGGAGGGGUUGGGUGCCGGCUACAUAUUCCUAUGGAGGUAGAAGAACGAGACUCGGGCGUAGCCUUUACGACACGGAACGACAUGGUUGGACGACCUUCCCGUCUGUCGCACGACAUCAGCAAUCGACUAAUGAGUCAACAUCAUCAGCGCCUACGUCCCCCUCCCCAUCACCAGAUGUGAUGAAGCGAAGACGAAGUUCUACGAAGACCUGCAAGCUGUCAUGCCGACUGUGCCAAAAGUGGACAAGUUGAUUGUCCUCGGCGAUUUCAAUGCCAUUGCAGGGACAGAGUGCGUCGCCUGGAUAGCAGUGGUGGGUCUUAAAGGGAUCAUCGACUGCAACGGCAAUGGUCUCCCUUUCCUACAAGCUCGCGCAGAACACAGCCUUCUCCUGACCAACACGUUCUUCAGCAUCACCGACAAUGCCUUCGUUAGAGCAUGUGAACCCACCUCUACACCACGUUCGCGGAUCUGA